AUGGAUUCAGAUUCAGAAACUUCGAUAAUUUCUCCUUCGUCUUCGCCUCCACUUCCAGUCACAACCAAUCGCACCUACCAACAUGAUAUGCUUGAUCCAUACUUCAUGCAUCCAAGUGACAAUCCUAGUGUCGCGUUGGUUUCUCCGCCUCGAAUUACCACUCGUGGUCGCUGCAGCAAGAACGUCAACUCUAGUGUCUCCAACUCUAAUCGUGCUAAUUCAAAGGGGCGUGGUGAUACCGAUGGUCGUUCAUCUGGUAGUAGUAGACGUCACUCGAGAUAUUGCUCUCACUGCCAUCGUUCAGGUCACACCGUUGACGUUUGUUUCUACAAACAUGGUUUUCCUCCUCAUUUUCGCAAGAAUGGAAAUUCUUCUACCAAUAAUUGUGUUGCGUCUAAUGUUGAUGAUGACGAUCACAAAUCCAGUUGUGCUGAUGAUUCUCUAGGUGAUUUUUCCCCUUCUAGUUUCACCACUGAGCAACAGAAGGCUUUAUUGGCGUUAUUGCACACAUCUCAAACUAGCUUUUCUUCUGUCGUGAAUCAUCUAUUUAAUUCAUCCCACACAUGUUCUUUUUCUUUUCCUAAUAUUUCUAAUGUCAUAAAUACUCAAUCUUGGAUUUUAGAUACUGGUGCUACAAAUCAUGUAUGCUAUUAUGAUUCUAUUUUCCAAUCUUUGAAAGGUAUUAAACAUGUUCGUAUUCGUUUGCCUAAUGGUUGUACAAUCAUAACUGAACUUGCUGGAACUGACAACCUUUCCCAGAAGAGGAUUGGUACAGCUGAUUUGAUUCAUGGAUUAUACUUGCUUUCUGAUCCAUGUUUACAUAUUGUUUCCACUUAUCAUAAACGUUUGCCUUUUCCUAAUAGUACUACUAUUGCUGAUUGUUGUUUUGAUUUAAUUCACAUGGAUAUAUGGGGUCCUUUUUCUAUGCCUUCCAUUUUGGGUUACAAAUAUUUUUUAACAGUUGUUGAUGAAAAAUCUCGUUUUUGUUGGCUGCCAUCCAAGUUUUUAAGUUACAAGUCACUUUUUCAUAUUUUACAUGGCUUUUUACCUGAUAUUUCUGAAAUAAGGGUUUUUGGUUGCUUAUGCUAUGCUUCUACCUUAAAAUCAAAUAGAAAGAAAUUUGAUCCUCGAUCUCGUAAAUGCAUUUAUUUGGGCCAUAAAUUUGGAACUAAAGGAUAUAUUCUAUUUGAUUUACAUAAUCGAGAAAUUUUUGUUUCUCGCGAUAUUGCUUUCUUUGAAAAUGUGUUUCCUUUUAAUGGUUCUCAAGAGAAUAAAAUAUCUUCAUCCAUUCCUUUCAUCAAUCCUACUUCAAUUGAUUUUCUUUUUGAUUUACCACCAACUCCUAUAGAGAAUGCUCUUGCCCCUAGCUUUUCACCACAACUCCCAUUUUCAAAAUAUGCCACUCCUUCUCCUUCACCCAUUACCACUACACCACACCCAAUUCCUACCAGAAAGUCUACCCGACAAGUUAAACCUCCAUCAUAUCUUAAGGACUUUCAUUGUAAACUUUUGGCUGGUAAGAAUCUUAAUCCGCAUGUUUCCCAUUUGCACAGUUCAGGUAUUCUCUAUCCUCUUUCUCAAUUUAUUUCCUAUGAUAAUUUAUCUUCUUCUCAUAGAUCUUUCAUCUUAAAUGUUUCAACUGUUAAGGAACCAUCUAGCUAUACAAAUGCUAUUAAAGAUAAAAAUUGGAGGCCAGCUAUUCAAAAUGAGUUGGAUGCUCUUGCUUACAAUAAAACUUGA
Molecule: messenger RNA, 1740 nt
Organism: Cicer arietinum (chickpea)
Lineage: Eukaryota; Viridiplantae; Streptophyta; Magnoliopsida; Fabales; Fabaceae
Molecular function (GO): nucleic acid binding
Source: RefSeq, a predicted model, not a curated record